AUGAACAACUUCGACCCCACGCGUCCCAUGGUGCCUGCGUCGGGCGGCGCAGACCUCACCGCGUUUUUCGCGGCGAUGCAGCACCAGAUGCAGACGCAAGGUCUUCAGCCGCAGAUGCAAACGCAGGGUCUUCAGCCGCAGAUGCAGAUGCCCGUGCAGGCCAACAUGCCCGGCGUCCAAUGGCAGGGGCAGUUUUGGCCACAACAACUCCCGCAACAGCAACAGCAACCUCAAUCACAGCAGCAGCAGUGGAUCCCCGGGCCUGGGCCGAGCGCGGGGCCGCAGCUUCAGGCAGUCCCCCAGCCGUCUGUGCAGAGUCUGCAGAGCAUGCUCGCGUCUGUGUACCAGCUGUGCGUCCAGCAACAACAACAAUUACAACAGCAGCAGCAGCAGCAGCAGCAGCAGCAGCAAGUGCCGCACUUGUACUUGCCGGCGCUGCCACAACCGCCACAACCGCCGCCACCAGCACAGCAGCAGGCGCAGCUGUCGUCGCCUGUGGGCGCUAUGAUCGAUGACGAGGCACGCCUUAUUGAGGCGCUGAAGAGCUGCAGGGGGAAGGGUAUCACGCCUCGCCAGGCGUUGGAGAAGCUGCAUGGGGUUAAUAACCACAGUGCUUCUGAUUGGAAAGAUUACUUUCUCGACCAUCAUGAACGAUUGUGUGCACACGUCAAGCCUCCUCUCCCGAGACCAACGUCCGUCUCUAAUGGCCCGUCCUCAUCCCAAGCCGGGCGGUCGUCGAUUAAUACGUCAGAACGACCGACGAAUGCGCCACAACGGCAACGCCCGCCCGAUUCUCGAUCGCACCUCUCCAACGACAAGUCCCAGCACUGCGUGGCACCGCGCCUCCCCGAGUCUGCCAGAAUAUCGCGGUCACAAAACAGGCGCCCCUCUCCGCCCUCUACGCAGGCCCAAGAGUCCGAAUUCGAGUUCUCCCACUCGCCUAGCGCAUGGGCAAAGACACCUCCUGCGGCCCCCGUCCUGGGUAGCCGGCGCACGCGCGGCGAGCCUAUCGCACACUUCCACGCGGGCACGUGCAUCCCGUUCACGGAGAGCCGCAUGAAGCCCUCUCCGCCUCUAGAAGAGGAUGCGGGUACUGGCGGGAAGUUCACCCCGGCGGACCACCGCUUUUUUAUCCACUACCUUCGCUGGCGGCUCGCGAAAGACCCGUUGGUGAAGCGCGACGUGCUGUAUGGGGAGCUCGCAGAGCAGACACCCUCGCACGACGUGGACGCGUGGAAGCGGCACUGGGACAAUCACCCACAGCUGCCUGACCAGGUCGUCAUCGAGGCCGGGAAGCGCGCGGCGGCACCGCGUUCCUCACAGCGCUCGGAUGAGCUCCUCCAGCAUGCCACUACUGGCGAAGGCUCCGUGGAGUCUGCAGGCGACGAUGACAGCGAUGAGGAGCGAGAACAAGACGAAGGCCAGAACACUCAACGAACUAAGCGCGCCCCCGUGCGGCGGGCCGGCAAGAAGAGGGGAGAGCGGCUCCCGAUUACGGAGGAGGACUUACGGGUGAUGGCCCGGUACAUGUUCGAACGCGGGUGGUCUGUGUCCGGUCCCAAGCGCCGCUGGAUCGAGUUCGCGGAGCAACCAGAGAAUGAGGGGAAACGCACGUAUGAGGGCUGGUACUCGAUCACCAUUCCUCGGUCGCCACACAGGACAGCGCUCGAAAAGUACCUCGAGGAACUUCAUAAAGAACGCGGUCUAGUGCCAAAGCCGUCCAACGAGGCCCAAAGCGGAGACCCCCCUGUAGUGGACCUUGAGACAUCGUCAGAGAAAACUGAUGACAAGGAAGAGCAGAAGCCGACGCCUCUGGAGGUUCACAAACACAGUCCUCCUACGUCCACUGCGAUAUUUGAUCUGGAAGGCAGUCGUUCACGAAAGCGCACCGCCGAGGAGCCGACUCCCAAGGACGAGUCCCCAGAACGCAAGCGGCCGAGAGAGGGUACUCCUUCGGACGUAAUCGUAGUAUCUGAUUGA
This is a messenger RNA of Trametes versicolor FP-101664 SS1, 1980 nucleotides long. RefSeq lists its product as uncharacterized. The record is from RefSeq and is a predicted model, not a curated record. The transcript is spliced from 7 exons. The coding region runs from base 1 to 1980 and encodes 659 amino acids. NCBI's taxonomy places the organism in Eukaryota, Fungi, Basidiomycota, Agaricomycetes, Polyporales, Polyporaceae.